Messenger RNA from Rodentolepis nana, 4344 nucleotides. NCBI's taxonomy places the organism in Eukaryota, Metazoa, Platyhelminthes, Cestoda, Cyclophyllidea, Hymenolepididae. The record is from the annotation of a GenBank genome assembly.
AUGGAAGAACCUAGACUUCGAAUAGGUUCUCAAGUUGUUGUAACGGGAAAAGGUGUUGAAGGUACCGUUGCAUAUAUCGGUACGACUCAAUUUUCUGCAGGAAAAUGGAUUGGCUUGGUAUUAAAGGAACCCGUUGGGAAAAACAACGGAACUGUUCAAGGGAAGCGAUAUUUCAAUUGUGAGGAAAAUUAUGGGUUAUUCGUGAGGCCGAGUCAGUUGUCCCUCCUGGGUCCUGAUGGCCUCAUUUCCCUCAUGAACACUUCGAUUUCUUCCGCUACUUCUGAAGUUGGUUCGUCCCGAAUGUCAGCGUCUAGAGUUGAUGGCUUACGCAAACCAGGUCAGAUGAGUAAGCCAUCGAUUUCGAAAGCGGAUACUAAAAAUAAUCAGCCUAUUGGUUAUUCGAGAAGAAAAGAUUCCUCUCUUACUCGAUCUCAGCAUAAACCUCCUUCAUCAAAUAGUAGUAGGACGAGUCUUUCUUCCUCUACUACUAAACUAAAUCGCUCUAGUAUUGCAAUAAGUCAAGAUGAUCUUGCGAAAUCAGAUAUUUCGGGUAGAAUGUCCACGUCUCAAACUAGCGCAUCCACAAAACCACCGGCAUCUAGUGCUUCACCAAGUGUCACCAAACCACCAAGUCGAACUUCCUCGACUAGUGCUUUUGCUGCAGAUUCGAGUUCGGAUCGUCGAACUUCGACAGCGAUUCCUCGUCCUAAAGAACUUGUUAAGGAUCCUGCUCCUACAACAGUUAUUUCAACUUCUCAACCCGAAAUUUCUGAACCAUCCACAACUUCGGCACCAGAUGUAGUAGAGCAGAUUGAGCAAGUUCCAUCUGACGUUCGAAUAGAACUGGAAAACCUUCGAUCUGAAGUGAAAGAUCUAACUGAGAAACUUGAAGUGCUGAAGUCAAAGAGGGUUGAAGAUAGAGGUAAAUUGAAGGAGGCUGAAACGUUGAAGGUCCAGUUAGCCCAGUUAGAGGAGAAUCGAAAGUUAAUGCAGGAAAAGUCGUUUGAUUUGCAACGGCAACUUGCGCAAGCUAAUAGCGAGAAAGCGGAGAUCCAGGCUGCUUUUGACCGUUUCAAGGAAGAAAUGGGUGACACCAUGGAUGUUGUUGAGAUGGCCACUCUGGACAAGGAGAUGGCUGAGGAGAAACUUGAGACUGCCAAUUUGGAGAUUGAGAACUUGAAGGAGAAGAUUGAGGAGUUGACCCUGGAAAACCAGAUUAUGAAAGAAGAGCAGGCUACUACGCCCCUUGCUUCGGGAGAUGGAGAAGAGAACUCUGCAGUUCCAACGCUGGCGCAAUGGAGGCAACUUGAACAGCAAAAUGAGCGUAUGAAAGUGGGCUUGGUGACAUUCCGUGAUCUGGUUAAUCAAAAUAAGCAGGAAAUUGCAGCACUCACUAAGGAGGUAACAACUCUGCAAACGGAAGUGUCUCGCUUGAACGCAGAAAAGACUCGCCUAAGCGAAGACUUGAAGCAAUCUGUUGAGCACACUAUCGAACUCAAGGAACAAGUAGAUGCUGCUCUUGGUGCCGAUAAGGUGGUCAGCGUUCUCACCCAAAAGAACCUUGAGCUGGAGGAGGCUGUUGAAAAACUCACAGAGGAAAGAAAUUGCCUGGAAGCACUUUGUGAAACGAAUGAUGAGCUCCUUGAAGGUGAACAUGAUCGUCAGUUGGAAUUAGCGGAUCAGUUGGAUCUUGCCAUGGGACACCAACGUGAAUUGCUCCGUCAACUUGAAGCGAGUCGCGAAACUGUAGCUGAUUACGAGCAGACCAUUUCGAAAUUUCGUGAAGUGGUCACCCAAUUGCAGACUCAGAACACUCAACUCAAUCAGUCCCUGGCUAAUGCACUUCGCUCCGCAUCUUCAGCUAAUCUUGCUGCUAUGGCAGCGGAUCAAUCGGCCACUCAAGCCGAGGCCUCUGCUCUCAUUCUAGGCAAUCCUGUUGGAAGACAAGUGGAGGCUCAAACUGUUGCUAAGGCAAGUUUGAUUGAGAUGGAACUGCGCAAAUUGGAUGCUGAACAGGGUAUCAGACAUGUGAAAUGGAUUUCCGCUUUCUUGCCGGAGGAAUUUAGUCGUCCGGCCGGAGAUAAUGACGCUAUUCUCACUCUUUUGUUGGUCGACCGUCUCAUCUUCAAAUGCGAACUUCUUUCCACUCAGGUGAGAAAACGCUACCCACUUCCCAGCUGUAUUCGUGGUUUGGGUACUCAGAAUGGUUUUCAGUCACCUCUACCGACAGAGUCUGCGCCUGUGAAAUUUACAGCCGGCGGAGAUGAAAUGGACGAGAUUGAUGUCUUUAAGACCAAAGCUGAGAUGGCAAAUUUUACUUCAUUCCUUAUUCUUCUGCUCAACUAUUGGCAGGGUCUGCUGCAACAACUCAAGAGUGUCCUCUCAUCCUGCCACGUGAAACAUUUCUCCAAGUUGGUCGCCCUCUAUAGCGAUUUCUCUUACGGUCACGAGGGCAUCCUGGACAGUCUUCUCGAUCUCUUUAAACGAGAUCAACUUGAUGACGCUGUUUCUCUGGAAAAACUCAUCUCCUCCAUCCAAUUCUUUGUCAAUGUCCACAGGGUUCAUGUUGUCCCCGUGAUCCAGUCCCCUUCUGAAAUUAUGAACUCUACUGAAAUCAUGUCUGCUUUUGCUCGAACUGUCCUUGCAGCUUCCGAAGUUAUAACUGUCGAUGCAUCUUGCUUGGCUGCCUUCAUUGGUCAGUCGUUGGAUAUUGUGGAUCCAAAGAGUGAAAUCAGUGGAGAUGGUAUUUUGGGCAAGCUACUCUCCCAUCUCGGUCGCCUGGCAGCUUCGAUUCGCUCGCAGGCGCGUUCUAUUCGUAGAAGGCUUCCUACCAACAGUGAAGCUCAGCCUCUUUCCAUCCCAGUCAGUUUAUCUUCUUCACUCGACUCCGCUCUGCAUAAACUCUUCAUCUGUACUUUAUGCCUGUAUUCCACGGCUAAGAACACCGGGCAAAUGGUAGCCACGCAAAUGGCAGAGCAUUCUGCUUUAGAUGCUAGUGCUGUGCUUAGGGACUGUUUGGCUCCAGUGGUGCAGGCGACUCUGUCUGAAGCUGAUGUUCCUCUUGGCGGAAAUAUUUCACCUGAUCAGGCUCUGUCUUCUCUGCUUGAAGGUGUUGCUUCUCAGGUUUCUGCCACAGCUACCGCGAUGGAGCAUGGAGAAUAUGACUUUGAUGGAUCGAAGCAACCGAAGGCCCAAGAGCCAAUCCUCCAGCGGGCACUUGCCUUCAGAAAUGCCCAAUCGGAAUUGGAAAGCUACAAGGGGAAAUUGGAAUUGAAGGACGUUGAAGUUCUAGAGUUGCGUCGUGAGCUCAAGGCGAGGAUGGAUGAUAUUUCCGAAAUGACUGUCCGCGUAAAUAUGGCCGAGAAGAAGCUGGAGACAUCGGGUCGAGGUAACUUGGAGAAAAUUGCCGAUUUGGAAGACCGUCUACAGAAGAUGAAGAGCCAACGAGAGCAGACUGAAAAGGAAUUUGGACAAGCUAUGGACGGAAUGCAAAGCGAUCUAGCGAAGAUGGAGAAAGAGAAUACUGAGUUGAGAGAGAUGUUACGAAAGUCAGGUGGAUUCAACUUUGGGAAACCAAUAAGUUCUCUGCUGCACUCAUCCGGAGACCUGGAUUCGGAUGGUAGCGGCACACCAAUGAGUCCGAUGACUCUAGCUUCAAAACUAUCAGCGUAUCGUGACAACUCUGCUAUGUUGAAUGAGAUGGAAGGCCUUCGUGAAACCGUGCGUUAUCUUACCUCAGAGGUUACUAAACUUCGCGGUAGGAAGUUCCAUGAAGAUGUAAUGUCGCUGACUCCACUUAAUGUGCCUUAUUGCAAUCAACGGAAACGGCUUGAAGCAUUGGCCGACGAUGAGGGGAAUUCAGAAAAGGAGAAUAUGAAAUUGCCAUCAUCACUUAGUUUGACAGAAGUUUCUCGUCGAGUUAAUGCUGCAGUGAAUAAUUACUAUCACGUCUUAGCCACUACUCGUCUUAUUCGGCUGGCGGGUGAUGAAAGUCCAGAAGCUCAGAUGGCCCGCGAAAAAGAACGCCUCCUACAGGCUAAACGUGGCCUUGAAAAGGUUCUCACCUUGCUUCUUUUCUAUCUCAUAAUCUUGAUCGCGCAAGAUGACCUGCUGAAUUACGCUAAACAGAGACCCGGAUAUGGCAUAGUGAAGGCAGAUUUAACUACGUUUACAUCCAAACGAACUGCCCAUAGAUUGGGAAUGGACGGUGAUCGUCAAUUACUUGCUCGCAUUACGGUUCCAAACAGUGGUAUAGAACAAAUCAGGGCCAAAAAUCGUGCCAUUCGAGUUUCCGUCAAUCAAUUUCGUGACAUUGUUAAUGCUCUCGUGGCUAAUUUAAACUAG